Messenger RNA from Nanorana parkeri, 1795 nucleotides. It is a transcript of the gene TBP, whose product is annotated as TATA-box binding protein. Gene Ontology annotation, biological process: DNA-templated transcription initiation. The transcript is spliced from 8 exons. Lineage: Eukaryota; Metazoa; Chordata; Amphibia; Anura; Dicroglossidae. Gene Ontology annotation, molecular function: RNA polymerase II general transcription initiation factor activity; DNA binding. Bases 181 to 1077 code for a protein of 298 amino acids. The record is from RefSeq and is a predicted model, not a curated record.
GUAUUCGGACAUGCGCAGGCGGUAGUGGCGGAAUGGUGUGAGAGGUCUGGAGCGAUACAGGGAGCCCGGUUUCGGUAGAAGUGGAAGGUAACGUUUCAGAAGAUUUUGGGAUGGUUUGAAACUACAUAUUAACACCAAAAAGGAUUUUUUUUUUCUGAACCUUAGAGAGGUGAAAGGAAGAUGGAUCAGAAUAAUAGUAUAUCGACUUUCCAGGGUCUGGCCUCUCCACAGGGAGCAAUGACUCCAGGAAUUCCCAUCUUUAGCCCGAUGAUGCCCUAUGGCACUGGGUUGACACCACAGCCUGUACAAACUGCAAAUAGUUUAUCAAUUCUGGAAGAACAGCAAAGGCAACAGCAGCAACAGGCCCAGCAGUCCACAUCCCAGCAGGGUGUUCCGGGGGCAGGACAGACCCCACAACUUUUUCACUCACAGACUCUUACCACAGCGCCACUUCCAGGCAAUACACCGCUGUAUACAUCACCUAUGACUCCGAUGACUCCUAUUACUCCAGCCACUCCUGCUUCAGAAAGUUCUGGCAUCGUACCUCAGUUGCAAAAUAUAGUAUCUACUGUCAAUCUUGGCUGCAAAUUAGAUCUGAAAACAAUUGCACUUAGAGCGCGAAAUGCAGAGUAUAAUCCAAAGCGUUUUGCUGCCGUUAUUAUGAGAAUAAGAGAGCCACGUACAACAGCACUUAUAUUCAGUUCUGGAAAAAUGGUCUGCACGGGAGCUAAAAGUGAAGAGCAGUCACGCUUGGCAGCGAGAAAGUAUGCGCGUGUUGUGCAGAAGUUGGGGUUUCCAGCAAAGUUUCUGGAUUUUAAAAUUCAAAAUAUGGUAGGCAGCUGUGAUGUGAAGUUCCCCAUCAGAUUAGAAGGCUUGGUCCUAACACAUCAACAGUUUAGCAGUUACGAGCCAGAGUUAUUCCCUGGCCUUAUUUACAGAAUGAUCAAGCCAAGAAUCGUUCUUCUGAUAUUUGUGUCUGGAAAAGUUGUUUUGACAGGUGCUAAAGUCCGAGCAGAGAUUUAUGAAGCAUUUGAGAACAUAUACCCAAUCCUGAAAGGCUUUCGGAAGACCACAUAACAGUUGGCGUUUGGAAUUUUAACUUUUCUGUAUAUGUGUUGUAUAAUAUGAGGACCUUUUUAUUAUUGUACACCGUUAAGAGAUGGACUUGGGUUACAUAUGGUGUUCCACUGACGUUGCUAUGAUCCAAUGACAUCUUGCAUCGCCACAUAUUUUAUUUACUUGCCAAAUGUUUCUAUUUUUAAGCCGGUUUUAUGUGGAGGACAUUGACUUUAAAGAAAAUAUUGUUUCCAAUGGUUUUCCUUUAUUCCAUGUACUUCAGAAUUUAUACACUAUUCAAUAGGACUGUUUUGGACCAUGAUGUCUAACGGAACAAGAAGUAUUUCAAAAACCAUUUUCUGGAGACAGUACACCUCAAGUGAAACAUCGGGAUUGUAUAUAUCACUUAACCAAAAGCUCUGUAUUAAUCCUUCCGAAGGGUAUAUUUUGGCACUGUUUCACUUUUAAUAAAAAAACAGAUUUUAGUCUAAAGUUAGUCUAUGGCCAUCUAAUCUUGUUUUAAUAGUAGUAAGAAAUGUUUUAAUUUAAAUGUUGUUUAAGUCAUUAUCUGUAUAUAUUUUUCUCAUUUUCAGUUGUUCCAUAUUAAACAGAACAGUUUUAUUGGAGUUUUAUGACUUUGAUACUAUGUAUCGUUUCCAGUAGGCUUUUUUUAUUUUAUAAGGUUAUUAGAAUAAUACUUAUGUGCCAGAAACAUUCCUGGAUUUCAGUGUUCAGCUUG